AUGGCUAGCUUAUCCAAUAGUGCCGCAGCCGAAACGCCGGCCCAGCCAUGGCAUGCAGCCUAUCCAGCCCCCAAAUGCACUGCACCGGUACUAUCUCGGCUGGAAGUCCUGAAGUGGUUGAGAGAGGGUAGGAAGGACUUUGUGCUUGUUGAUUUGCGACGCGCAGAUUUCGAGGGUGGCACCAUCUGCGGAUCAUUGAAUCUACCGGCUCAGACUCUAUAUCCGUCCCUGCCAACUCUGUAUUCCGUGCUUUCGGGUGCCAAUGUCAAACGAGUGAUUUGGUACUGUGGUUCAUGCGGAGGACGCGGGACCCGGGCGGCCGCGUGGUUUGCAGAUUACAUCGAGAGUCAACAGGAUACGGCAUUGAAAAGCUUUGCUCUUGAGGGUGGUAUCAAGGGUUGGGUGGCUUCUGGCAGUGAGUAUACUGAGUGGAUGGAUGGGUAUGAUGCCAGUUCUUGGGCGAGCACGUAG
Penicillium longicatenatum is the source of this 471-nucleotide messenger RNA. Its product is annotated as putative arsenate reductase (Arc2). Lineage: Eukaryota; Fungi; Ascomycota; Eurotiomycetes; Eurotiales; Aspergillaceae. The transcript is spliced from 3 exons. Bases 1 to 471 code for a protein of 156 amino acids. The record is from RefSeq and is a predicted model, not a curated record.